AUGAAAAUUCUAAGUUGGAACUGCCGAGGGCUUGGGAACCCUCGGACAGUUCAGGACCUUUGCUUAAUAGUGAAGGAAAAGAAGCCCAACAUUGUCUUCUUAAUGGAGACAAAAUUGAUUAGUGUUAAAACUGAAUGGUUGAAAAGUAGGGUGGGAUUUCAGAAUUGCUUUGUGGUGGACCCAAUGGGGUUAGGGGGAGGUUUGAUCCUGUUUUGGGACAUGGAGGUGGAGCUGGAGGUGUAUAACUACUCUCAGAGACACAUCAAUUCAUGGAUUACUGACAGAGAUUCUAAGUUUAGCUGGCUUCUCACUGGCUUUUAUGGUCAUCCCGAGGUGCAUAAAAGGCAGGAGACAUGGAGAAUGUUGGAAUCUUUUAAGCCUUCAAAAGAGGAAGGUUGGUGUGUCCUGGGAGAUUUCAAUGAAAUUGUUAUGGAUGCUGAAAAGGAAGGGGGAAGGCCACGGAAGGAGUCUCAAAUGGAUUCUUUUAGAGAGGCUCUUGAAGUGUGUGAGUUGCAUGAUGUGGGGUGGAGGGGAAAUAGAUUCACAUGGAGUAAUAAACACAGUGAUGAGACCUUCACUAAGGAACGGCUAGAUAGAGCAGUGGUUAAUUCUAGUUGGAAUGAUACAUAUGCUGGCAGGGAACUUGAAAUCCUGGUCUCAAGAUGUUCUGACCAUAAACCUAUCCUUCUUUGCUGUAAAAAACCUACAAGUCUUGAAAGACUCAAUAGUAUGGGCUUUAAAUAUGAAGCAUCAUGGGCUCUUGAGGAGGGGUGUAGGAAUGUCAUUGAAGCAGAAUGGAAGAAGGGUGUGGAAAUGAGAAACACGGGGCUGAGGAUACAGAGUUUACUUGAAAAAUGUAGUGUGGCCUUGAGGAAAUGGAAUAGACACCUGAUUAAAGAUAGAGGGAAGGCAAUACUUGAGAAGACUGCAAGCCUCAAACAGCUUUAG
Carya illinoinensis is the source of this 948-nucleotide messenger RNA. RefSeq lists its product as uncharacterized. Bases 1 to 948 code for a protein of 315 amino acids. The transcript has a single exon. Gene Ontology annotation, molecular function: catalytic activity. The record is from RefSeq and is a predicted model, not a curated record. NCBI's taxonomy places the organism in Eukaryota, Viridiplantae, Streptophyta, Magnoliopsida, Fagales, Juglandaceae.